AUGACUUCUAUAAACCAUAGCAAUAACUUGUGCCUUGUCACCCUUCGUCCCCUCUUCCAAUCUGUUGAAGAGAAGAUUGUCCAGCUUGGUGAAUUGGCUGGUAAGCUUGGAGGAUUUGUUGGUGAGAGUGAGAGUGUUAAGAAAGCCGUUGUGAAGGCUAUUAUCGCCCAAAUUAACAGUAAUGAAGAGCUUAAAAAUCUUUACUCUUCUCAUGUUACUACCCUUUCUGAGUCUGUCAACUCUGUUGGCAAGGCUGAUGACACCGAUGAAAUUAGUGAGCUUAAGCAGAAAGUUGCUGAUCAAAUUAAGCUUCUUAAAGAACGUGAAUUGCAACUUCAAAAUCAAUUAAAAGAUCCUUCUUCUUCCCCCUCUCCCUCUGCUGACUCAGCCGAAUUGCACUCCAAGUUGGAGGCUUUGAGGAAAGUGGAGAAGCUUUGUGAAUUUUAUGAGAAACUUAAAACUAUGCCAAAUGAGCCAAAAAAGCUCUUAGAGAAUCUUUGUGACGGCCUUCAGACUUUCCUCGGCUUCGACUCUGCUUCCAAAGGCUACGAUGGCAGUGGUAUUGUGUACUCUGACCUAGAUAGGCUGUGUGACGGGGUGAUGGGAUUUUUGAGUGGUGUGCUUGGUGCGGUGAAAGAUGAUGAUGCGGUUAAAACGUAUGAUAAAGAUACCACAAAAAACAUUAAUACAGUUAUUAAGACUUUGAAUGAUAAUAUUGGCUCCGGGCGUGCUGGGCUUGUGGAGUCUGUCGCGGAGGUGAAGGGGUGGUUGGAGGGGUAUGAAUUAGAAUACAGCAAAAAAGCAAGCAACGUCACAGAGUUUUUAGGUGAGUUGAAAAGCAACAUAGCAGGUAAAUAUACAUCUCAAAUUCGUGCAGGUGAGAAAUUGACUAGACAGCUGGAGGAGUGGAGGCGCAUCGUGGAGAACAUCCAGAGUGACAUAAAAACUAUUGAAACUAAUUAUGUAAUUUAUUUAGACGAUGAAUUGAGAUGUAAAAUACGUAGUGAAAUAAUAUUAGUUAAAAAAUCCGUAGAGGUUUUACGUGAUUCAGCUUGCAACAUUAGUGUCAACGAACAGGCCAAGCACGUAGAUACGCAUUUAGAUGAGCAAAAACGAAAUCUGGAAAAAGCAGUCACAGAUGGGAGUGAAAACGUUAAACGCACUUUACAAAUAAAUUUUACAAAAAUACUCGACGCAAUGUAUGACUUACGUGAACAAAGAAAACACCACUUUGAAAAGUGCUAUGAGAGGUUAAGGGAGGCGAAUAAACACUUGAAAAGUCGUUUAGACAAAUAUAGCGGCACUACUCGAGAUGAGAUAUUUAGGUUAUUUGAUGAGAUAAUAAAAGAAGUAAAGAAGAUUUACGGUGAUAUGAACUACAAAAAAGGGGAACUGGAAAUGUUAGUCGAGGGGGCUGAGAAGACGCUGUCUGAAUUAUCUAAGAAUUUUGAGAAAGAUGUGAAAGCGGGUGUGAAGCAGGAUUUGACGGCAUUGAAUGGUAACGUAAAUGCACUAAAAAAUGGUAUGAGAUCAAUUUCCAACGGUCAUGAGAUUGUAGGAAAGGCGUUGACUCAGCUUAGUGCGUCUAAGCAACAGCUGCUGAGAACGACAGAUCCAAUUACGCAGAAUUCAGAAGCACGGGUAGGUAAGUAUAAUGAAGACUUGAAGAAAAAAUUCUACACCUUUGCGGAGGCACUAAAGGCGGCGAAAUUGGAUACUUUUCAAACAAAAUUGCAGGCUGAAUCCCGAAAACUUCGUAAUUAUUUUGAAAAUCUGAUGAAGAUAAGUACUAUCCAAAAGUGUCAACAUCGGGCAGAAGUGAGGUCAAGGAUCUUGUAG
Messenger RNA from Babesia bigemina, 1839 nucleotides. RefSeq lists its product as hypothetical. The record is from RefSeq and is a predicted model, not a curated record. The transcript is spliced from 2 exons. Lineage: Eukaryota; Apicomplexa; Aconoidasida; Piroplasmida; Babesiidae. Bases 1 to 1839 code for a protein of 612 amino acids.